Molecule: messenger RNA, 4539 nt
Organism: Dromiciops gliroides (monito del monte)
Lineage: Eukaryota; Metazoa; Chordata; Mammalia; Microbiotheria; Microbiotheriidae
Gene: TNFAIP3
Product: TNF alpha induced protein 3
Exons: 9
Coding region: 400-2790 (796 amino acids)
Biological process (GO): protein K29-linked deubiquitination; cell migration; positive regulation of Wnt signaling pathway
Cellular component (GO): cytoplasm; nucleus
Molecular function (GO): zinc ion binding; cysteine-type deubiquitinase activity; K63-linked polyubiquitin modification-dependent protein binding
Source: RefSeq, a predicted model, not a curated record
GUCACAUGUCGGAAAGUCCCAGAGCCUGCUGGAAAUCCCCGAGCUCAUAUAUUACCCGGCUGAAAGAAAGGAAAAAGAGAACUUGCGCAGUCGUUUGCUUCAAGUCCAGCUAGGAGCUGGUGGGGGUGGAGCAGCUGGGAGAGGAGGCCGGCGGUGGUGGAGAGACAUCCUCCAACAGCAGUAGCAGCCUCAGCUCGGCCGGGGACCGAGGCAGGCAGGUCGGCCGGCCGGGACUAGCGCAACCCUUUGCACCGCGAGCCAGCCUGCUAGCUUCAAGAUGCCCAUGGAGCGCCCCGCCACCGCUGCUUUUACGAAUGCUGCCAACCUUCUCGUGCAUUAAUUCGGGACUUUUGCAUUUCGUUGGGCGCUCACUCCUGCUGCACUAAGGUAUUUUACAACAUGGCUGAACAGCAGGUUCUUCCCCAGGCUUUGUUUCUGAGCAACAUGAGAAAAGCUGUGAAGAUAAGAGAGAGAACCCCUGAAGAUAUUGUCAAGCCAACCAAUGGGAUCAUUUAUCACUUUAAGACCAUGCAUAGAUAUACAGUGGAGAUGUUCAGGACUUGUCAGUUUUGUCCUCAAUUCCGGGAGUUUAUCCUUGUCGCUCUAAUUGACAGGAGCAUCCAAACUUCACUAGAAAGCCAGAGAAAGCUCAACUGGUGCCGGGAAGUUAGGAAGCUUGUGGCACUGAAAACGAACGGGGAUGGGAAUUGCCUCAUGCACGCUGCAUCACAGUAUAUGUGGGGUGUUCAGGACACUGACUUGGUCCUGAGGAAGGCACUAUACAGCACCCUGAGGGAGACUGAUAUCCGCAACUUCAAAUUCCGUUGGCAGCUGGAGUCUCUGAAAUCCCAAGAAUUUGUGGAAACAGGCCUCCGUUAUGACACCAGGAAUUGGAAUGAAGAGUGGGACAAUCUUAUCAAAAUGGCAUCCACAGAUACAUCAGCGGCCCGGGGUGGGCUUCAAUAUAAUUCACUUGAAGAAAUCCACAUAUUUGUUCUUUCUAACAUCCUCAGAAGGCCAAUUAUUGUUAUUUCAGACAAAAUGCUGAGAAGCUUGGAAUCUGGUUCCAGUUUUGCUCCUUUGAAAGUUGGUGGAAUUUAUUUGCCUCUCCAUUGGCCUGCCCAGGAGUGUUAUAGAUAUCCCAUCGUCCUUGGUUAUAACAGCCAGCACUUUGCACCACUGGUCACUCUAAAGGACAGCGGACCUGAAAUCAGAGCUGUUCCACUUGUUAACAGAGAUCGAGGAAGGUUUGAGGACUUGAAGGUUCAUUUUCUAACAGAGCCAGAAGCAGAGAUGAAAGAGAAGCUACUCAAAGAGUACUUGACAGUGGUAGAAAUCCCUGUGCAAGGCUGGGACCAUGGGACAACUCAUUUAAUCAAUGCUGCAAAGUUGGAUGAAGCCAACUUGCCCAAAGAGAUCAAUCUGGUAGAAGAUUACUUUGAGCUCGUUCAGCAUGAGUACAAGAAGUGGCAGGAGAAUGCUGAGCUUAAUCCCGGAGAGGUCCAUGCUAGGAAUGGGCUGGAAGCCCACCUGCCCCAGCUCUCCCUCAUGGAAGUCAAAUGUGAAACCCCAAACUGUCCUUUCUUCAUGUCUGUGAACACUCAGCCUUUUUGCCACGAGUGCUCCGAGAGGCGGCAAAAUACCCAAAAUAAACCAAGAAAACAGAACUCUAAGCCAGGGGUGGAGAAACUCAUGGGUAUAGGCCUGGGCACUUCUCCGGGGGAAACUUGUGAGCCUGCUGGGUGGAAGCCUGAGGAAUCACCAGCAGUGGGACCUCACUCUGCGCCCCCGACCGCUCCCAACCUCUUUCUGUUUAGUGAAACAACUGCAAUGAAAUGCAAAAGCCCCGGUUGUCCUUUCACCUUAAAUGUGCAGCACAAUGGCUUCUGUGAACGGUGUCAUAAUACUCGGCAGCUCAAUCCUGGCUGUGACCUGAGCAACCACAGGCCUUUGGAUCCUGGGAAGUGUCAGGCGUGUCACCAGGAUGUCACCAGGACCUUUAAUGGCAUUUGUAGCACUUGCUUCAAACGGCCUACAGAACCUUCCCCUGUCAUCAGCUCCAGUUUCCCUCCUUCCUACCAUCAGAGAUCAUUCUCUGAUCCCUUGCAGCUAAGCCAGAGUAUCCAUCAGCACCCCUGCCGCAGAACUGGUCACGAGGCCUCUUCCGGAGCUAUCUCCCAGGCUGGACAGAAUCUGGAGAAGAGGACUGGAACGAGUAAAUGCCGAAAAGCUGGUUGCAUAUACUUUGGGACUCCAGAAAACCGAGGCUUUUGUACACUGUGUUUCAUCGAAUAUCAAGAAAAUAGCCGUGACCCCCCUGCUUCUGGUCAGACUGAUCCCUCAGCCUCUAGAUUCCAGAAUGCCAUUCCCUGCCUAGGGAGAGAAUGCGGCACACUCGGCAGUACCUUGUUUGAGGGAUACUGUCAGAAAUGUUUCAUCGAAGCCCAGAACCAGAGAUUUCACGAAGCGAAAAGGACUGAAGAACAGCUGGUGAGACAAUCAGAGAGAUCCAGCCAGUGCCGAGACAUUCAGCGAACAACCCAGACCUCUCAGAGGAAAAAAUGUGCCAAAGCGGCAUGUAAGAAUUUUGUGGCCCACAGAGGGGAAGAGCUGUGUACGGAGUGUCAGCGACAUAAUCAGCGACUGGGGCCUGGCAUCCACAGAGGGGAGCCCACGACAGAAGAACUGCCCAAGCAACGCUGCCGAGCCCCAGCCUGUGACCACUUUGGCAACACCAAGUGUAAUGGCUAUUGCAAUGAGUGCUAUCAGUUCAAACAGCUAUAUGGCUAAUGGAAACUAGCCAGACCACCUCCCAGACAUGAAAGAACACUUUCUUGGGGGGCCAAAAUGGUGAUGUCCUGUAAACAUUGAGCUGUUUCGCUUGAGGGCUGGCCCCUGGAAUCGGGUAUACUAAGGAAGUUUUAGUAUAGGAGAGGAAGCCGUUCACCAGGGGUCUGGCAGCAGAUCUGGUCACCCGAGGAUUGUGGGAUCCAGGGCACCUCUAGAAAAAUUAACCUUCUGCCCUAGGGUACAAAGUCUUGCGUUUGGCAGUUGUUGAUUUCUAGGAUCACCCUAAGGCCACCCCCCUGCUAUGAGUUCAUACUGUUUCCACAUCCUAAGACUUGGGGACAUGGCGAAACCUGGAAUGCCCACUGUACCUGGACACAUAACUUGUACUUUUGGGUGUGAAUACCUCCCUCUCACCUUGCGAGUCCUAUCUGAUGUUACAGGGCAGAGAUACACAUUGGAAAGCAUGUAGAAUGCUGAAUCUCCUUUUGCCUUAGCCCCCAGCUCAGUUAGUCUCAUGGGCAGCUAGGUGGUGCAGUGGAUGGAGCACAGGCCCUGGAGUGAGGAAGACUCAUCUUCCUGAGUUCAAAUCCAGCCUCAGAGACUUGCUGUGUGACCUUGGCCAAGUCACUUAAUUCUCUUUGUCUCAUCUGUCAAAUAAGCUGGAGGAAAUGGCAGACCACUCCAUUACCUUUGCAGAGAAAGCCCCAAACAGGGUCGUAGAGUCAGACACGAUUGAGCAACAACUCCAGCAGCAGCAAGUCUCCUGGAUUUGAACCUGGAUUCUCCUGGUUAAAAGACCUUCCAGGGGAUGCUCAAGCAAGCUCAGGGAGAAAAUGUCUCCAAGGAGAGGCAGGAGCCUGCCAAGUAUUCUUUUCCCUUAUCUGCUGGUUCCUGUCACAUGGAAUAUGACAAAAGUGGACCUGUUCAUGGAUUCUGGAAUCAAUCAAUAGCUGCUGAAUCUAAGUGACAAGGAGAAAUAGGAGGUGAAAUGAGGAAAAAAAAAAAAGCUGCUCUUUUUUUUCCCCUUAAUAUGCACCUUUUUAAAGACAAAACAUUUGGGGUAGAUGACAUAGCCUUUUUAGUUGUCACUAUCCUCCCCCUUAGAGCAAUUGACAUGACGUGAGGUAUGAAUGCCAGUUGUAUACAUAUAUAAUUGAUUUGGGAUCAUAGAUGUAGAUCUGGAACCUCAGGGGUUCUCUAGUCCAACUCUGAUUGUACACACAUGGAAAUUGAGGCCCAGAGAGGCGGCCAGACAGGUGGUAAGCAAAAGAAGCAUGGUUUGGACCCAGGUUCUCUUGACUCCAGAACUAAUCAUAUGUCCUUAUAUUAUAUAUGAGGGAUUGUUUUAUAAUUAGAUUAUAUAUUGCCCUAUCUGUAUAAGAGAAAACAUAAGUAAUAACCUGUUUUUUUGGUUGUUGUUUGGGCACAACGUGCACAGUUUGUAAAAAGAAUCAGACUUGCUACCUUUUUUCAAGGGAGUAAAAACUAAGGUUAUUCUUUGUAAUUGUUGAAAUAUUUUCAUGUGAUUUACUUUAUUUAUUUUAUUAUAAACUUCUUGGUUAUUUAAAUGUACAUUUCUUCUAUUUGUAAAAUAAUAGAAUUUCUUGUGGGGGGUGAUGAAUUUAUUACAGUUCCUAUUGUGGAAUUUGGACUAUUCUUGACCACUGUGACAAUAUGUCUCUUGCCUAAAAAAACACUUUGGUUCCCUUCUGACAGAAAAGGGAAGAAAUAAAAAGUAAAUUAAUUCAA